Brachypodium distachyon (stiff brome) is the source of this 1325-nucleotide messenger RNA. RefSeq lists its product as uncharacterized. NCBI's taxonomy places the organism in Eukaryota, Viridiplantae, Streptophyta, Magnoliopsida, Poales, Poaceae. The transcript has 4 exons. The record is from RefSeq and is a predicted model, not a curated record. The coding region runs from base 1 to 588 and encodes 195 amino acids.
AUGUCGGUGUCAUAUGACUUCUCGUCUGCUCGACUUCUUCCCAACGCGGUAGCGCCAAAAAGAAAUUUGUGCGGGACGCCUGCACGGCCGCACGCGAUAGCUCUCGCCAGCGCCCAGCGGCCUGAUCUCGUCUCACCACUCGCCACCAUCCCUGCUUGCCACUCGCCAGGAGCCCAGGACGGGCAGCAAUUUGGCCAGGUCUCCAGGAGCUCCAGAGUCCAGACGCAGGUUCUGAAAGAUAAUAUAUCAGGAUGGACUCUCAAGUCAGUGUCGGCUACACGUUGGGAGAGUCGUGUUGAAAGUGUUAAAGCUAUCAGAUUUCAGUGUGCAAACAUUCGGGAGGCUCUACUUCAGGUGGCCGAAACUGAUAAUGAUGUGCUGACACGUAGUGAGGCUUUAGGUUUGGCAAAAAAUGAACUUGGAGAGUAUGAAUUUAUAGUGGCAAUAGUCAUUUGGUAUGAGGUACUGUUUGCUGUUAAUUUAGUAAGCAAAAACUUGCAAGCAAAGGAUAUGCUUAUUGAUGUUGCUAUUGAGAAAGUGCAAGGGCUGAUUUCUUUCUUCAAGGGUACAGGGAAACUGGUUUCUUAGAGGCAUUGAAGACAGCCAAAGGUAUCACGAUUGAGAUGGAUAUUGAAACAACCUUUCGUAAAAGGUGAGAAAUUAAAAGAAAGAGACGGUUUGAUGAGAACCCAAAUGACACAAAUGCUGCCACACAGUCUGCAGAGGAAUCAUUUAGAAUAAGCUAUUUAAUACCUCUCGUUGAUCAAGCAAUUUCCUCACUUGCAAGGAGAUUUGAACAGUACGUGGGUUUUCGGAAAUUUUUUGGUUUCUUAUUUACCUCUGAAACAUUGCGGUCACUGGAUAACCAGAGCUUGAAAUCUUCUUGUGAUAAUCUUGAAGCUUCCCUUAAAAAAGAUGGCAAAUCUGACAUUGAUGGCAAAGAACUGUAUGUCGAGUUGAAGUUUUUUCAAGAUUUCCUUCCACAAAAAAAUAUUGGCGCCAGUUGAAAUUUUGAAGUUUUUAAAGCGGCAUGGUUGUUUUCCCAAUGCAAGUAUUGCGUAUAGAGUACUAUUGACCAUUCCUGUGACCGUUGCAUCAGCAGAACGAAGCUUUUCUAAACUGAAGCUAUUGAAGUCCUACGAUGACACAACAAAGGCUUACUGAUUUAGCCACAAUAGCACUUGAGAAUGAAGUGUUGGAGAAGAUUGAUUAUGAGAAUCUUAUUGAAGAUUUCAUUUCAAAGAACACUAAAAGAAUGAUGCUGUUCAAAUAAAAUUAUUCAAUCUGGAGUUCAUUAGGUAUGGUGCUUAAUAUUUCAAUUGCUA